UCAGUUUGUUUUGAUGAUGAUUAUUCAUUCGGCAGUUUAUGAUUGAUAAAAAUAGAUUAAGACGUUUAAAAAAGAAGCAAGAAAGAGAAAAGGAUGAAAUUGUCAAAACAUUCAUUCAUCUCAAAUUUUGAUUUUGAAUUUGAUUGAACUGGCGGUUCUGUCGAGGAAAAAUAAUAAACCCACCUAAAUCAAAAUGAGUGAGAGCCCAACGGUCGAAUGGGUAGUUCCCUAUAAAUCUAGUUAGUCACAGUGCCAGUCCCCUUACGCCAAUUGCAAACAAAUUUGUCCUUGAUUCUCGACAAAAAUGGUGGUAGACAAGCAGGAGUGGUCGUACGAGGAAUGCCGUCGGAAACGAGUCGAAGAAAACAAGAAAAGAAUGGAAGCGCUCAAUCUACCCCAGCUCUCUCAAGCUCUUCGUACCCCAUCUUUCAAACCAUCUCCGAAAAAACAGGUGAAGCCGCGGACAGUCGAAAAACAAUUGGUUGUGGUUAGGAGAUCGGGUCGUGUCGCUAACAAAUCCGCACCUGUUUACAAGGAAGUUCUUGUGGAAAAAGUGAUGAUACCUAGAAGGAUAUCUAAGCAUAGGGAUUUGUCGAACCGGGUGUAUGCUUCGGAUGAAGCCAGGGCAGAUGCUUUGGAGAAAGCAGACAAGUUGGAAUCUGGUUUAGAGCCUGAUUUUCCUUCCUUCAUAAAGUCGAUGCUUCAAUCUCAUGUCACUGGUGGAUUUUGGCUGGGCCUUCCAGUCCACUUCUGCAAGAGGAAUCUUCCAAAGCGUGACGAGGUUAUGACUUUGAUAGAUGAAGAGGGUCAUGAGUAUCCAACCAUAUAUUUGGCUAGAAAAACUGGACUUAGUGGUGGAUGGAAAGGGUUUGCGGUUGCUCACGAGUUGGUAGAUGGGGACGCAUUAGUUUUUCAGUUAGUUCGACCUACAGCAUUUAAGGUUUAUAUUAUAAGAGUGAAAGGUCCUGAACAAAGUAACAAGCUAUAAGCUUCAAACAAUUUGGAUGUUGAAGCCAUACCAGCAGAGCCAGUUUGGGCAAUCAUUUUGGGUGAGUACCUGCUCAAGUUAUGAUCAUCAUUGAUAUCUUUUAAUAAAUCUCUUGACCUUUUAUUAAUGUUACGUGCAAUAUAAUCAUGAUAAAGACAUCCAUUUUGGAAUCCAUAUCUUUUUCUUAUAACUUACAACAUGUUCAAUUUGUUGCAUGCUUUGUUAGUCUUCCAGGAUUGGGACCUACUUGAACACUUGUCACGGCCUCUAGGGAUCUUAGGAAUGAGACAGUCACCUUGUCUCUCACUCUAUUGACAUUUGAAGCAUGGCACAUGGCCAUAAUUUGCAUCUUAAUCAAUCAAAGAGAAAACUGAAAAGUCUAUCAAACUUUCAUUUUCAAACUUCAACUAAGCUUGUUUAGCAAGAGACAGUAAGACAAGUUGGAUAAGGCUGAGAUUGUGGUUUAAAUAGAUGCUGACUUACCUGGGUAGACUCAUUCAGUGCUGUUAAUAUUUUCCAUCUAUUGUUUUUGCAUCUGCUUUGAAGCCUUCCAAUCCUAUGUUCCCACUGCUAUUUCUUUAUAACUAAUCAACUUCGGAUUCACUUUUUUUUUUUUAUUAUUAUUAUUAAUUUCGUUGUUGCAGGUAAACAGGUUCAAAGGAACUGCCAUUAUCGUGCCUUUAAGUUUUGUCAAACGAUGUGGUUGAGAAAGUACUUGCCCUGUUCAUAGAUUUACAUAACCCCAGGACCCUGUAACACAUUUAUCUAUUCCAACUUUACACUACUUUAAUAACUAUAUAUUAAGUUAUUAUU
This is a messenger RNA of Durio zibethinus, 1801 nucleotides long. Lineage: Eukaryota; Viridiplantae; Streptophyta; Magnoliopsida; Malvales; Malvaceae. The record is from RefSeq and is a predicted model, not a curated record.